AUGCUUAGCCAAGUACUAAAGAAAAAUAGCUCAUCUUAUUUUAAAAAGGCUGCAGCAAGCGAGUAAGUAACUCCUUAAAGUAGAAGGUUUUCAAAUUCACCUUCUCUUUAAGAUCAUGAAAAUGGAGUUAAUAUAUUAAGGCCUGUCUCAUUAAAAAGUUAGUUUUCGAAAAGAAGCAUAGAUAAAGCAAACGCAUUUAAAUAUUAAAGCAAACUUUACAAAUAAAAUUUAGAAUCAACUGCCUCCUUUUUAUCAGCAAUCACAUUCGCAUGGACAAUAGAAAUUUUAAAGACUGGUAGCAAGUGUAUUAAAUAGAGAAGAAAUCUUGAACCAAACGAUUUAUAUGACUGCAUAAGUGAGGAAACUCCUGAAUUUGCUCACGAGUAUAUGAAAAAAAAUUUUUUAAAUUAGAUGACAAAGCAAAGCAAUAUGUUUCUUUAGUCUAAAGUAGAACAUAUAUAAAAAGUUACAUAAACCAAAAAGGAUAAGAGUUAUAAAUAAGCAGAUAUGGCAAAUGAAGAAAAAUCAUUAGCCAAAUAAAAAAUUUAAAUAGAUAAUAUGCUUUAUAAUAUCAUUAAACAAAUGUGCUUAAAGGAAUAUAUCGCUGCAACACUACUUUCUCUAUUAGGAAACCUCUGUUAAUUUGUUGGACCUAUUGUGCUAAAUUAUAUCAUCAAAUUUCUUAAAAAUGAAAAUGAACCUGCGUGGCAUGGCUAUGCUUAUGCAACUAUUAUUUUUUUUGGAUAUCUUUUAAGAGUAUUUUUCCUUCAACAUUCUCUUCAUCUUACAAACAGAGUAGGAAUCAAAGUAUUAAAUAGUUUAAACACUUCAAUAUACAACAAAAUAUUAAAAUUAUCUGCUUCUUCUAAAAAAUAUUAUGAUUCCGGCAAAACCAUGAAUUUAGUAACUGUAGACUCUUAGUCAAUAUUUGGAUAUGUUAUGAUGGCAUAAAAUAUGAUAACUGGUCCAAUAAUCGUUUUAGUUGCUGUCGCAUUCAUUAUAUAUGAGCUUGGAAUCAUUGGUUUGGCAACUCCAUUCUUUUUCUUUUUGGGUGCCUAUUUACAAAAAGUAGUAAAUUCCAGGGCUUUUAAGCUCAGGAGGAUAAUACUUCAAUGGACAGAUAAGCGUUCUAAGCAAUUAAAUGAAUUUUUUGAGAAUAUUAGAAUAAUUAAAUAUUAUGGUUGGGAGGAAAUAAUUAGUCAAAGAAUUCAGGGUAUAAGAAAAACUGAAACAGCUAAUCUGAUCUAAAAUUAAAUUAUUAAGACAGUAGUAGAAGUAAUAAUGAAUUCAACUCCAAUAGCUAUUAGUUUAUUUAUUUUUGGUCUUUAUGCUGGCCUUUAUGGAGAUAUUGAAUCUAACACUGCCUAUACUAUUAUUAGUUUAUUAAAUUUACUUCUUAACCCUUUAAAGAUGAUUGUUAUAGUUUUGCUUUUGUAACAAAAUGCAACUACUUCUGCAGCUAGAAUAAAUGAAUUUCUCUCUGCAGAGGAAUAAGAGUCAACAAGUGAAAGAUUUGAUUAUGAAAACUUAGAGUUAGGUGAAAUAAAAAUAUAAGAGGCCUCUUUUUCUUGGGAUUCGUUGAAGUCAGCUGUUCAUAAUAGCAUGAGUAAAUUUAACAGAAGAAUUGGAUAAAAAAGCAAUACAAUUUAGCCAAUAAAUGCUAAUCAACCACAAAUAAUAAAUAAUAAAAAUUAAAAGUAAAAUUAAGUUUUCACAGCUGAAUAAGUAAUGCAAUUAGAGUAAAAAUAAUUUUAGCUUAAUGCAAUAGAGUAGUUUUUCUCUCGUGAUUUAAUGACUUUAAAAAAUAUCUCUCUUCAAAUUUAAUCAGGAGAAAUAGUUGCCAUUGUUGGUUAAGUAGCUUCUGGAAAAAGUAGUUUACUUCUAGCUAUUUUAGGUGAAAUGGUUAAAACUUCUGGAAGUUUAAAAAUAAAUGGAUAAAUAGCUUAUAUUCCUUAAUCUCCUUGGUUAUAAAAUUCUUCUCUUAGAGAUAAUAUCAUAUUUGGAUAACCUUUUGAUGAAGAAAGAUAUUUUAAAGUCAUUGAAAAAUGCCAGUUGACAGUUGAUCUGCAAAAUAAAGAAGUUUUUCCUUUAGGUGAUCUCACUGAAAUAGGAGAAAGAGGAGUAAAUUUAUCUGGUGGAUAAAAGCAAAGAAUAGGUAUAGCCCGUGCUGUGUAUGCUAAUGCUGAUAUAUAUCUUAUCGAUGACUGCUUAAGUGCUCUUGAUGCUCAUGUAGGCAAGUUGAUUUUUUAUGAUAUAAUUUGUGGAGAAUUAGAGGAAAAGACUGUCAUUUUUGUAACUCAUGCAAUCCAUUUUAUAGAAGAUAUCGAAAAGAUUAUUGUUUUAAAGGAAGGAUAAAUUGUUAAUGUUGGUACACAUGAAUUUCUAUAAAAAAACUGUUAAGAAUAUCAAAAAUUAACAUUAGUAAAUGAAAAAGAAGUUAAUCUAAGUGAUGAAAGUAGCAGUAACUCGAGCGGGUCUUACAGUGAUGAUUCAGAUUCUGAUUCUAGCUAUGAAAUAAGCCCCGAAGGUUCUGAAAAAAGCUUAGAGAAAGACGAAGAAAAUAAAAUUAAGAGCUCUGAAAGUGCAGAAUCUGAUUACUAACAAGAGAGAGUAAAAUUUGAAAGGAAAGAUAGGAAAGUAAGAGACUAAUUAGAAGAUAAUGCAGAACAAGUGCCAGACUUUAAUUAUGUUGAAUAAAAAGGAAGGAUAUAAAACUUUUAAAAAUCAGCAAGUAUUCUUUCAAAAAGAAAUUCUAGAUAGGUAUCUAGAUAGGCAUCUAGGUAGAUUUCAAGGUAGAAUUCUAGAUAAGGAAGUAUUCUUAAUAAAACAAUAUAGUCUGAGAAAAAAAAGAGUAAAUUCUCAAUUAGAAGAUCAGAAACUAGAAAAAGCAUGUUCAACCUUUCUUACUUAGUAGAAGAUAAAUAUUUUGAAGAUAGUUCAAUUCCUGCUUCAGUUUAUAAAAGAUAUGUAAUUUCAGGUGGUAAAUGUGCUACAUUCAAUAUGUUUAUGAGUUUUCUACUCUCUUAGGCGUUUAAAAUUAUUUCUGAUUGGUGGAUUGGCCAAUGGAGUGGCAAUUAAUAUCAGCAAACAAACUUAUUCUACAUGAUCAUAUACUUUAUUUUUGGUUUUUUAUAAGCCAUAUUUAUCUACUUGAGGGGAUAUACAUUUAGUUUAUUCACUACAAACAGUUCAAACGUUUUUUAAUCUCGUUUACUUAAUAGGUUGCUACAUACUCCAUAAUGGUGGUAUGAUGUAACACCAAUAGGUAAAAUAAUAGCUAGAACAACAAAAGAUCAAGAUGAUUUAGAUAGCACUCUUCCUUGGAAUAUGAAGUUUGCUCUUACUAAUAUAUUCUAAUUAGUUACAGUUAUCGUUACAAUCGGAAUUAUAUUUCCUCACUUCAUUGCACUAGGUGCAAUUUGCUUUUAUGUUUACUUCAUAAUAAUUAAGUUUUAUUUAAUUACUUCAAGAGAAAUCAAAAAAAUAGAAGCAAGCACUCGUGGUCCUGUUAUUUCGCACUUUUAAGAAACAACAAAUGGAAUAUUUAUAAUUAGAGCCUUUAAAAAACAAGAAGAUUUUAUGAAUAAAAUGCUUUCAAAAUAGAGAGAUUAUAUUGUUAGUUUUGUAAAUUAAAAUUAAUGCAAUAGAUGGGUAUCUGUUGUAACUGAUUUGAUGGGACUUUUUAUUGUUUCAGUCUGUGCAUAUUUUAGUGUACUCAGCAAAACUUUUAAUAUCGUUUCGAAUGUUUCACUCAUAGGAUUAGCCCUCUCUUCCAGUUUUUAAAUUUCCUAAAUUAUCAGCUUUACACUUAAAUUGUUAGCUGAUACAGAAUCUAAUAUGAACGCUUUAGUGAGAAUGAUAUAACUGAUAGACACUAAUCCAUAAGAAAGUAGCUGGGAUGAUUGCAAAGCUCCUGAAAAUUGGCCAAAACAGGGUGAGAUUGUAUUUGAUAAUGUCUCAUUAAAAUACAGAUAAGAGCUUCCUCAAGUCAUUAACAAUCUCAGCUUUAAAAUAGAGAAAAACCAAAAGAUAGGUGUUGUAGGAAGAACUGGAUGCGGAAAAUCGACUUUAACUUUAGGUAUAUUGAGAAUACUUGAGAUUACGUUUGAUUAAAAUAAUGAAAUAGGAAGAAUAAUCCUAGAUGGCUAAGAUAUUCGUGAAUUAGGUUUGCAUGAAUUAAGAUAAAAAAUUAUGAUUAUUCCUUAAGAGCCUGUACUAUUUUCAGGCACUCUUAAAGAAAAUGUUGACCCAUUUAAUCAGUAUUCAGAAAAAGAUGUAGUAGAAAUAUUAAAGAAAGUAAGUAUAUGGGAUCAACUCGAUUAAAUAUUAGAAAAGCAAUAAGAUAAAAAAGCAUCAGUUAUUUAGAAAAAUAAACCAAAUAAAAUGAGUUAAAUUGCAUCAGAAAUUAAAGAUGAUCAUAUUAGUAAAUUAAAUUUAACCAUAGAAUCUGGUGGAACUAAUUUUUCUUUGGGACAGCGUUAGCUAAUUUGCAUAGCAAGAGCUAUAAUAAAAAAGCCAAAAAUUCUAUUGAUGGAUGAGGCUACAGCAAGCAUUGACGAAAUGACAGACUCUUUAAUUUAAAACCUAAUAAAGUAGGAGCUAAAAGAUGCUACUGUUAUCACUAUAGCUCAUAGAUUAAAAACUAUAAUUCAAUAUGAUAAAAUUCUAGUUUUAGAUAAAGGUACUUUGAAAGAAUUUGAUACACCUUUGAAUCUUAUAAAUAAGGAAUAGAGCUUUUUCAGAAAUUUAGUGAUGGAAAAUGGCAUGAUUUUCUUAGAGGAAAUGAAAUAACUUGCAAUUAAAAAAGAAUAAGAGAGUAAAAAUGCUGCUUCGGAAGAAAACAACUAAGUUGCUAUAAAUUAUCCAACUGUUAACGAAAUUUUAAACACAUAAAGAACAGAGAGGGCUUUAAACUAUACUUUCAGCUCAGAAGAUUAUAAAACUAAUUAUAACCUUUUUAAGUAAGGUUAAACUAGUAGAUUUAUGAAUGUAUAAAAUUCUUCAGCUAUAAAUAUUCGUUCUAAAAGAAUUUAACUCCCUUCUUUGCAUGAAACAUCUAUUAUGAAAACAAACAACAAUGAAACAGCUGUUCCCUCAAAUGAAGUCUAAUCAAGUUAAAUAAUACAAGAUUUAAACAUAACUCAAAACAAAUAAUAAACUAAAUCUAACUUAGAUUUUUAAUGA
Messenger RNA from Tetrahymena thermophila SB210, 5184 nucleotides. RefSeq names its product ABC transporter C family protein. The record is from RefSeq and is a predicted model, not a curated record. Gene Ontology annotation, molecular function: ATP hydrolysis activity; ATP binding; ABC-type transporter activity. NCBI's taxonomy places the organism in Eukaryota, Ciliophora, Oligohymenophorea, Hymenostomatida, Tetrahymenidae. Gene Ontology annotation, biological process: transmembrane transport. Gene Ontology annotation, cellular component: membrane. The transcript is spliced from 19 exons.